Messenger RNA from Cynoglossus semilaevis (tongue sole), 1486 nucleotides. RefSeq names its product taste receptor type 2 member 117-like. NCBI's taxonomy places the organism in Eukaryota, Metazoa, Chordata, Actinopteri, Pleuronectiformes, Cynoglossidae. Gene Ontology annotation, biological process: G protein-coupled receptor signaling pathway. Gene Ontology annotation, cellular component: membrane. The record is from RefSeq and is a predicted model, not a curated record. Gene Ontology annotation, molecular function: pheromone receptor activity.
ACUCCCAAAGGACCAGGAACAGGUUUGGUUUCUGGCUUUUUGAAGGCCAAACCUUCUUCCUCCUCCUCCUCUCAGAGUCUUGAAUGACUUCGAGCCGCAGGAGAGAUCAUUUUGGCAUGUUGUUAGCAGGAGUUUGAGUUAAAUAUAUAUUUUUAAAAAAUGAAGUAAAACCUCCUUGGAAGCCGUACCAGAAUCUGUCUUAACAAUUUCAAGGAGGAGAAUGAGAAAAUCAGUGGCAGCAAUGGACGACACAAUGAAUGCGGAGGAAGACCAAGACCUCGUGGGAAUGGGACUUCGAGUCUCUGUGUCCACGGCACAAACCGCCUUUUACAUGCUGCUGGUGGUGCUGGGCAUCCUGGGUAACGCCACGGUGGUGCUGGUGAUUGGUAAGAGUGUGUUUGUGGACCGCGGCGGAGGACGUAACUCAGACAUCAUCAUCAUUAACAUGGCACUGUCCAACCUGAUGGUGUCUGUGAUGAGGAACACGCUGCUUAUUAUUUCAGACCUGGGACUGGAGCUCUACUCAUCUAAAGAGUGGUGCCAGUUCUUGAUGGGCAUCUGGGUGUGGCUUCGAUCUGUAAACGUGUGGUCAACCCUCUACCUCAGCGCUUUCCACUUCCAAACUUUGAGGCGAGUGACUCCCACCAUCGGGAACUUCCACGGACCUCGGGGAGCAGCGCACACACUGCUGCUGAGUCUCGGCCUCAUCUGGCUGCUCAACUUCACUCCUGCUCAUGUGUUUUCCCCCAACGGGAAUGUGAACUCUACAGAGACCCUGAUGCUUGUGAGCAGCACAACACGCCCCCUGCUGGGCUGCGUGUGGAACUUUCCAUCCACCUACAGUGGCCUUGCUUAUGCGACUACAUCCAUUGUGAUCCAUGAGACAAUUCCUAUAAUCUUGAUGGCUUUCACCAACCUGGGCUCCUUGUACACACUCUACACACACGGCAGGACGCGCAGCUCAGUGCAAGACGGACCGGUCAUAAAACGAGUGCCGGCCGAGAGACGAGCAGCCAAGGUGAUCCUUGCACUCAUUAUGCUCUUCAUUGCAUCCUGGGGAACCAGCAUCAUCUCCGUCAACUAUUUCAACUACAGCCGUGGCAACUCGGCUGAGUAUCUUCUGAUUAUUGCACGAUUUGCCAACAUCACCUUUAUCGCCAUGUCGCCUGCGAUUUUGGCAGUCGGACACAGAAGACUCAGGGCUUCCAUCAAAUCUUUGCUCUUUUACUGACUCCAAUGUGAUUGACUGUAAAGAUCUGAUCUGCCACUGAUCACAAAAACAAAUAGUUACUCAAUAAUCUACUAAAACUGUUAGAAUUAGACAACAAGUAAACUACUAUUUCUAUGACUACAAUUACUGACUAGGCAAUUUGUUCUCCUCUACUAAAAUGAAAAUGAUUAAGACCACCACCUUUAGACAUCUGUGUAGACACCUGGCUGGAUCUCCAGUCCUACGUGUCCAUUUGGACGACAUGGGCACAACUUU